GCAGUUGAAACGGUUGAAGAGUGAAGCCCAACAGGCAGAGCCCCCAGCUCAGCUGCGUCCAUUGACGAGGUCCUCUCAGCUUCUUCGUUGAGACAUCUUUGUCGUUCGUCUGCUUUCUUUUGUCGCUCUUCCCACUUCGUUGUUUCUCUUGUUGCCCAGUGUUGAUCCCUCUUCUUCUCUCUCUCUCUCUUCUCUUUGGACCUUGCUGUCGUUUAUAUGGCGGUUUUUUAUGCUCUACAAUGGCCAUUAUUCUAUCCUCGUCAUUUCCCAGAGAUUCCACCACAUUUGGACCCCCAUUUGGAGUUUCAAGAGCUUACAGGCGGAUCGUGUUGGAAAGGGGUCAUUUCCGUAUUGGGGUUUUGAUGCCUUCUAGGUGUUCGAUGAAAUUCCCCUUCUAAGACACGCAGACGUUAUCGGUUCUCAUUAACAGCUGACACUUUAUCCUUCUGGGUGCAGAGGAUAUCACUCAAGACUCAAUGGCUUCAUCACUGAAGGACCUUCUUGCUGAAGAAGGUUUUAGAGCAAGAAGAUCGUUAAGGAAGUCUAAAGGACCCUUCAAAUCACACGCCACAAACACGUCGAACGAUCAUUGCCAAAAAUCAAGAAACUCGGUUUCUGAUUUGGGUGGUCAAGUUAGAUCCCUUAUGAGGCCUUCUCUACACCGUCAUAGCUUUAGUGGAGAUAAUUUUACAAACAGAGACAAGAUGGAUAAAAAGUUGAGUAACGAAUAUGUGGAGAUACUUGAUGGAAAAAGACAUGGCGAAGUAAUAGAACAGAUGCCAUGGCCUAUAAAUUUAGCCAAGGAUAAACCACAAAGAGGAGAUAAUAUUAUUUCUGAAGAAGAAAAUGAGAACUUCAAGGACCUAUAUUCUAAUGAAAAGCAUAUCCGACAUGGAGUAAAAGGUGAAGCUAAAGAAAAGAAGCAAUAUGAAGAGAGUUGGUCAGGGAAGGACAUAAAUGCAGAGAUAAGGCAAAGAAACAGUUUGAAGAUAAAUGGAUUUGGGCGUACAAAUUUUCAACAUAGUAAUUCUGCAAAGUUUCCAGAGAGACCUUACCAUAAAUCCAACGGCAGUGCAAGCAAUCGGAAAAGCUUUGAAGUUAAUCACAGUCAAGCACAGGACAGUUUUGUAGAUUCGGUUAAAAUUCCUGCUUUAGAUGUAGCUGCUAUCCAAGCCGUGAUUUCUAUCAUUAAUGGAUAUCUUAAAUACUUUUUCAAAGACAAGGAUUUCCGCUCGACGCUUCGGCACAAUAGUUUCAGUUUACUGAAUUUAUUUGGAGUUGAAGGACGUAAGAGUUCCAAAGUUGUUACCAGCCUUGAACAAGCAAUUGACGUAGUAGAAAAAGCUGCUGAAGGACUGUCAACUGAAAAGGAUUUAAAGAGAGCAUUAUGGCAGCUAAGUAUGAUAGCAGGUCUGAAUACGAACGCUCUAAAGGAUGGCUUUACAUCUGAAAUAUCUAAUUCAAAAUUAUCCGCUCUGGCCCAUCUCUAUCUCGGUCUAAUAUUCAAGAAACAAAAGAAAGAAAAUAGUUCAGCCAAACAUAUUUUACAAGUAUUUUUCGGUAUACCUUAUCAAGCACGAAUCAUAUUGUUUCCAGAACUAUGGGAUUAUCUGUUUCUUCCACAUCUUUCACACAUAAAAUCUUGGUAUGACCACGAAGUUGAUUCACUAGUUGAUACUUCAGACCAGUCAAGCAACCAUAAACUUCUUGUUAAAGUGUAUAACGAAACCCUGGAUUCUGGUACUUGCGAAUUUGCAGUUUACUACAAGGACUGGCUGACUGGAAUUGAAGCUCCUGCACCUUCCAUUGUGGUCCCAUCUGUAUCUUUUGAGGGAGUUGAUCAGGGAAGUCCUCUUAAUAAUUCUACUGCAACGACUCUUCCUAAUGAUUUUGUCUCAUCUAAUCUGAUGGUCAGUAAAAAACUAUAUGAUGCUAUGUUUGCCUCCUCAAGAGCUCCAGGAGCUCCGGACACUGAAAGUGAAUGGGAGUCAGAGAAUCUCGACAACUGUGUCAGAAGCUCUAACAGUUCCAGUUUUUCAAAACAUACACAGAUAUACUACUCUGACACGGUUAAAGACUUGGAUCAAGCUACGGAUGAGGAUUCUUUGGGAAGUACGGCAGAGAACACAGCACUUUUUGAAAAUUGUAAAGCCCAGGAAUGGAAGAUGUAUAAUAUCAAUAUUCUAUCAGAAAUGGAUAAUAGUGAUGAAUUCUGCAGUUCUACGGCAUUGAAAAAGAAUGACAUCGACUUUGAAGUGAUGCAUGCCCAGCCAUAUACAAAAGAAAGCAACUAUAGUCGGCAAAAGCUUGCACAACCCUGCUUUGAACCUAUCAAGGUUAAGCCCUCUGUAAGAGAGCCGUCUGACAGUUAUGAGUCCUCUGAUGAAAGAUCCUUUUUCUUGAGCAUUCCUAAAGACUUCAUCUGCCCUCUAACUGGGCAGUUAUAUGAAGAUCCUGUGACCCUGGAGACUGGUCAAAGUUUUGAGAAGACGGCUAUCAAGGCAUGGCUCGAUCAAGGACACAGAACUUGUCCUGUAACAGGAAAGAAAUUGGAAACUCUAGCCGUGCCUCUUACAAAUUUUGUUUUGAAACGUGUCAUUAAGAAUUGGAAUUCUUAUCGUCGUGCAAAUCUCCUGGCCUUUCUUUCUCAGAGAUUGAAUAGCUCUGGAAAAUCUAUGACUGAAGACAAGAGUGAAAUGACUAUUUUUAUGUUAGAGCAGUUUUUAACUGCUUGUGGCAAUGUGGAAGCAGCGGAGAAUGCCAAAUAUCUUAUUGGUCAUGGAUACUUGGGGUUUCUUAUUCAACUGUUUGAAUCGGGAAAUCUGGAAGAGAAGACAUCUAGUUUGGCACUCUUAUCUCGCUGUAUUGAAGCAGAUGGACAAUGCAGAUAUCAGAUAGCUAACGAAAUUAGUAAAAGUUCUCUUGUCAAUCUACUUCAUAGCAAGCACGUUAGGUCAUUAGAAAGUGUCAUGCAGCUUCUGACCAAAUUAUUUUUCCUCAAGAGGAGAAAAGAUGUUACUUUAUUUUUAAGUAGCUUGCUGAAUGAAGAUUCAGAGGAUACUUUGCAUGCUGUCCUUGUAUACCUCCGUAGUUCUCCACCCGAGCAAAGACCACUUGUUGCUGUACUUCUGAUGCACUUUAAUCUAGUGGUAGAAUCUCUGCAGCACAACAUGUAUAUGGAAGAAGCUGUUGAUGCCAUUAUCAAAGCCCUUGAUGACAGCUUAACUAAUGAGAGGAUCCGAGAAAGCUGUUGCAGAGCAAUUUUAACUUUGGGGGGGCACUCUUCUUUGCCUGAGAAGUUUGGGAGUUCAAAGCUAAACAAAGCAGGAUUCAUCAACCCUGACCAUAAAGAAGAGCAUCCAGAAACGGACAGCAAUAUUUCAUCGGAUGAUGAAAAGCAGGAAAUUGAAGAAUGGCGGAGGAACUUGAGUUUAUCCUUGAUGAAAAGUGUGAAGCAAUCAUUUUUUGUGGUCAUUUCCAAAUGUCUGACUGCUGGAAGCCUUGAUUUAGUGGGUGUGGGACUUUCCACUUUGACAUGGUUGAGUUCUUCCCUUCCUCUUCUUUCUGCACCUAAGUUUCAUCCCUCAGCCUUAACAAAUCUGAUCUGUCUGCUUAAAGAUAACUUACAAAACAGUAUGAUAGUUGAACACAAGAUUCUUGCUUCAACUUGUCUGCUCAAUCUCAGCAAAAUUCCAGAAUGCAGGUUACUCGUGAUUGCUAUGCGCAAAGAGAUUGAAGAUCCUCUUAGAAGCAUUGGUGAAAUCUCACAGACUGCUAAGCAACUUUAUGGUAUUGUUACUAGAAGAGGAGAUAUUUGAAUGGAGGAAAAGAAGAUAGAGAAGAGUUCUGAGUAUUAACCUUUCUUUUUGAACAUCAUUAUAGAUACCACUUCUAUGAAACACUGCACAUCUUCUAAGGUUUGAAUAUGAGAAGGGAAAAAGGGAUUACUAGGAAAUUAAUAGUAUCUCUCUUCAAAUCUGUACAAACAGGUUUCGUUUUCUUUUUCUGUGUGGAACAAUUUGAAAUUGUUUUCGUUUGGGAAUGAUUUAGUGUAUGUAAUGAUAGAAUGUAUAUUUAAAUAGGGCGUUCCAUUUUAAGCUCCGUUCAACUAUUGUAGAUUUGGUUAUA
Molecule: messenger RNA, 4128 nt
Organism: Cucurbita pepo subsp. pepo (vegetable marrow)
Lineage: Eukaryota; Viridiplantae; Streptophyta; Magnoliopsida; Cucurbitales; Cucurbitaceae
Product: putative E3 ubiquitin-protein ligase LIN-1
Biological process (GO): protein ubiquitination
Molecular function (GO): ubiquitin-protein transferase activity
Source: RefSeq, a predicted model, not a curated record